Molecule: messenger RNA, 558 nt
Organism: Trichobilharzia regenti
Lineage: Eukaryota; Metazoa; Platyhelminthes; Trematoda; Strigeidida; Schistosomatidae
Source: the annotation of a GenBank genome assembly
CAACUACACUAGCGAGUGAAAGCAUCAUUCAGCUGAAAAUUGACAGUUGACUGUCAAUUCAACAUUGCACUGAAUUCUGGAUUCUGAAGACGAUGACAGUGAAUGACGCUGAUCAACAUUUUGUGAUGCAAGUAGUCGAAAUGCUUGGAAAGUCAGUGUAUAUAAAGAAACAAUUGAAUCAUGUUUAAAUUAUCAACUCAUUGAUAUUCAUGAAAAUGAAAGUGAUACUCUUCGCACUAUGCCUUUUCGUAUCACUCGAAUAUGUUCGGAUGGAUGAAGAUUAUGAUAUUGUAGAUUACACAAGAGUCCUCAGAGAUGAUUGUCCGAAUGGUGCACCGUUUUGUGAAGACAGUGACGAAAUCGCGAAUGAGGGAGGACUGAAUAAGAAGAAGGUGAAGAAGUGCACUGGGAGUAACUGCAAAUAACUGAAUGAGAUUGAUUGAUGAUAUUAAGAAGCAAAAACAAUUUUUGGAAUGAUCACAUCUGCUAGAUAAUGGCAGACAAGUUGAUUAACAACAGCCGAUUUGAUAAAUGUACUAACCUCAAAUAAUAAAGCUU